CCGGGCGCGUGCAGGCACUGCAGCGGGAGGUUCAGGGGGUCACCACCAUCAUGACACAGAAUGUGGAGCGGAUCCUGGCACGGGGGGAGAACCUGGAGCAGCUGCACAGCAGGGCUGGUGCGGUGCCAGCGCGAGGCCGAGGAGGUGGCGGAGCUGAUGCGACAGAACGUGGCGCGGGCGCUGGAGCGGGAGGGGCACCUGGAGCAGCUGCAGAGCCGUGCCCAGGACCUGCGACAAGCGAGUGAAGCCUUCACCCGCACCACACAGACAGUGAAACGGCGCCAGCGCAGGAGACAUCAGCGGUGGCACCUGGUGGCCCUUGGCCUUGGCCUCCUCCUCCUCUUUAUCCUGGGUCUGGCACUGGCACUGGCCCUGGCACGGUCAUCCCCUGGGACUGUCACCAGCACUGUCCCCACCCCAUGGUGGGGACCAAGCACCCCCCCAAGCACCACCCCACUGCAGGGACCCACGACAGAGCAACGGGGGGGACGCCUGAGGGGGGGCCAUGAUAAAUAAACACUAGGACUUGCUUGGGGAGACUCUACAACAACAAUAAUCAAUCACUGGGAUGAUCUUCAAGGAGAACCUACAAUAAAUAAACUCCAAGAUCUGCUUUGAAGAGACCCUACAAUAAAAACCCAGCAAGACCUAUUAGAGGGUAACACUACAAUAAGCACCAGGAGCUCUUUGGGGAGACCCUACAAUCACAAACCAGGAGGAUGAACUUCUGGGAGACCCUAUAAUAAAUAAAUAGCAGGAUCUGUUUUGGGAUGACCUUACAAUAACUAAGGCUCCAGAAUCUGAUUUGAAGAUACUGCAUGAUAAUAAACCAGCAAGAUGAACUCUUGAGAAGACCCUACAAUAAAUAAAUAAACACCAGAGUAUGUUUAGGACCCCACAGAAACCGAGCCUGCGGGACCUACUUCAGGGAAACCCUGCAAUAAAUAAACACCAGGAUCUGUUUUGGGGAGACCCUACAAUAAAUAAAUACCAAGAGCUCUUUUGGAAGACCCUACAAAAACAGAGCAGUGGUACCAGCUUGGGGGAGACCCUACAACCCCAAACCAACAGGAUGAUUUCCAGGAAGAUCUUACAAUAACAAAUGUGACAGACCCUCCAGGGAGACCCUACAAUUAAUAAAACAUCAGAAUUUACUUCAGGGAGACCCUACCAUAACAAAGGAUCAGGAUGAUCUCUGGGAAGACCCUACAAUAACAAACAUGUUGGACCUCUUCUGGGGAAACCCUAUGAGAAAUAAACACUUUAACUUUU
Molecule: messenger RNA, 1272 nt
Organism: Hirundo rustica (Barn swallow)
Lineage: Eukaryota; Metazoa; Chordata; Aves; Passeriformes; Hirundinidae
Product: synaptobrevin-like protein 5
Exons: 3
Coding region: 61-516 (151 amino acids)
Biological process (GO): Golgi to plasma membrane protein transport
Cellular component (GO): plasma membrane
Source: RefSeq, a predicted model, not a curated record